GCGCACCUUUCGCACCAUCCCGUACGCCAGAGAAUAUAAAGAGCAAACCCAACUGUAUUCGAAUGUGUUGCUUUUGAUAGUUUAGGUAUCAGUGACAAAAUUUCUCAUUGACAAAACAUCGUUUCUCAUAGAGGAAGACCGUCAAGUCAUUCAACUAAAGAUAUGAAUUGCGUUUCGAUCCUGGUCAUUUUUGGAUUGGUUCUCUUGGCUGAUGCCAUUCUAGCAAGUCCAUAUACACCGACCGAUGAUGAAGCGGUAGAAGAUUACAGCGAUCGAUUGGAAAAUUUGAUUUUGAAUGCAGAAAAACGAAAUUGUAUUCGAAGAGGCAAAUCGUGCGAUAACAAACCCAACGGAUGCUGCGAAAACUCAUCGUGUCGUUGCAAUUUGUGGGGUACCAAUUGCCGUUGCCAAAGAGCAGGCCUCUUCCAACGAUGGGGUAAAUAAGCCAGCGUACUUUUGUGUCUGUCAACCAGUAUACAAGAUACAUGUCUAUCCAUAAAGCAUUUUAGAAGAUCGUUUAAUAUCGGAUAUAUAUAUAAUAUAUAUAUAUACAUAUGUAUAUGUAAUUAUUGUUAAAAAUUGUUCCGAAAAUGUUACUCAUGUUUAAAAACGUUAAAAAAUCAAAAACAUUUACUUUUCCUUUAAAAUAUUUUCCUAAACAAUAUUGUACAACGAUGUAGAAUUAGAUAUUCCACAUGUUAAUAAACAAAAUGUAAUAAAAUAGUAUUAUUUUUUCCUCAUAUUUUAAGUAGUAAAGCAAUUAUUUUCUGUAAAAUCUCUAUAAUUUUAAUAUAAAAAUAAUAGAAGAUAUAAUAAAUCAAUUUUGUUCAAUUAAUUGUUUAAAUUAAACAAUAAAGUUCACAUUUAAAAUGG
Messenger RNA from Centruroides sculpturatus (bark scorpion), 873 nucleotides. Its product is annotated as U8-agatoxin-Ao1a-like. Gene Ontology annotation, molecular function: ion channel inhibitor activity. Bases 163 to 444 code for a protein of 93 amino acids. The record is from RefSeq and is a predicted model, not a curated record. The transcript is spliced from 5 exons. NCBI's taxonomy places the organism in Eukaryota, Metazoa, Arthropoda, Arachnida, Scorpiones, Buthidae. Gene Ontology annotation, cellular component: extracellular region.